Molecule: messenger RNA, 1185 nt
Organism: Venustampulla echinocandica
Lineage: Eukaryota; Fungi; Ascomycota; Leotiomycetes; Helotiales; Pleuroascaceae
Product: putative GDP-mannose transporter
Exons: 4
Coding region: 1-1185 (394 amino acids)
Cellular component (GO): Golgi apparatus
Molecular function (GO): antiporter activity; GDP-mannose transmembrane transporter activity
Source: RefSeq, a predicted model, not a curated record
AUGGACGACAAGAAGAAUGAAGAUUAUGCCAUCAAGAUGUCCGACUACAAUGGGCGGUCAUCACCCAACUCUCAACGGGAGCCAUUCCUUUCCUCGAAGUCUGGACACAAACCCGGCGGAGCACCGCUACCCAUCUCGAGCAUCACGAAUAGCCCUCCGAUCUCCAUUGUAGCAUACUGUUUGGCCUCGAUAUCUAUGACCGUUACGAACAAAUACUGUGUAUCGGGGACAAACUGGAAUUUGAACUUCUUCUAUCUCGCGAUUCAGUCUAUUGUCUGUAUUCUUGCAAUUGUCGUUUGCAAACAGGUGGGCAUGAUCACGAAUUUGGCACCUUUUGACACCAAGAAGGCAAAGACAUGGUUCCCAAUUUCCCUUCUCCUGGUUGGCAUGAUCUAUACUAGCACCAAAGCCCUUCAAUUCCUUUCCGUUCCGGUAUACACGAUCUUCAAGAACCUAACGAUCAUUGUCAUCGCCUAUGGAGAAGUCCUGUGGUUUGGCGGCAGUGUCUCCGUCUCAUCUCUCUUCGCCUUCGGGCUUAUGGUUCUCAGCUCCGUGGUCGCAGCUUGGGCGGAUAUUCAACAUGCGUUAUAUGGAGGUGCCACAGGCGGAUCUGCGGAGGCUGCUGCAACCCUGUCUACAUUGAAUGCAGGCUAUGCCUGGAUGGGUAUGAAUGUAUUCUGUUCCGCAGCAUAUGUCCUUUCCAUGCGUAAGGUCAUUAAGAAAAUGAACUUCAAGGAUUGGGAUACAAUGUUUUAUAACAACCUCCUCACCAUCCCCGUCCUCAUCCUCUGUUCUCUGCUUUUCGAGAACUGGUCAUCGGAAAACGUCCUCAAGAACUUCCCGGUCGAGUCUAGGAACAAGUUGAUCACAGGCAUGAUCUACUCUGGGCUUGCGACGAUUUUUAUCUCAUACUGCUCGGCCUGGUGCAUCCGUGUUACAUCUUCUACAACAUACUCUAUGGUUGGAGCUCUAAAUAAGCUCCCACUUGCCGUCAGCGGUCUUGUCUUCUUCGCGGCGCCCGUCACUUUUGGAAGUGUCUCCGCUAUCAUCAUUGGAUUUAUUAGUGGUCUUGUUUACACAUGGGCGAAGAUCAGGCAGACCCAGCUGAACAAGAUGUCGCUGCCCACAUCCCAACCAGUCAUGAGCGCCAGCUCGCAGAGUAACCGAGAUGCUGCAAGCUCAUAA